Caenorhabditis briggsae is the source of this 360-nucleotide messenger RNA. The transcript is spliced from 2 exons. Bases 1 to 360 code for a protein of 119 amino acids. The record is from RefSeq and is a predicted model, not a curated record. Lineage: Eukaryota; Metazoa; Nematoda; Chromadorea; Rhabditida; Rhabditidae.
AUGGUAUUCCAGAAGCUUCUUCUUCCUCUCCUUCUACCCCUCCUCGCCUUCUGCGCUGCUACACCAUCUGAAUGUGGACCAAAUGAAAUCUUCAAGUCCUUAUGCAUUCCAAACAAAUGUCAAUGUCUGCCUCAAUUCGUCCGUAAUGAAUCGAAUGGGAAAUGUGUUCGAAUCAAUGAUUGUGAUAAGAAAUGUGGAGAGGAUGAGGAGUUUUUCGAGUGUGGAACCCAUUGUGAGCCAAUUUGUGCUCAACCGGACCCUCCUUGUAUCAAAUUGUGCAAACCAAAUGUCUGUCAAUGUUCCAAGGGAUUCGUGAAACAUGAAAAUGUAUGCAUCCAGGAGGCCAACUGCCCUAAAUGA